Molecule: messenger RNA, 1770 nt
Organism: Dendronephthya gigantea
Lineage: Eukaryota; Metazoa; Cnidaria; Anthozoa; Malacalcyonacea; Nephtheidae
Product: programmed cell death protein 6-like
Exons: 7
Coding region: 116-856 (246 amino acids)
Molecular function (GO): calcium ion binding
Source: RefSeq, a predicted model, not a curated record
AAUCUAAGAAAUUCCAAAUAAAAACAAGCAAAAAACACGACCUUGAUUUACGGAAGUUUGCGAGGUUUGGAAGCGUUUCUAAAGUGUUAUGCUAUAAAAUUGAACUGUUACAAACAUGUCGUGGAACCAAAGACCGCCUGCAUAUAACCAAGGUUACGGGGCUGCACCUAAUCCUUAUGGUCAAGCACCACCUCCCCAUUUUGGCAAUGCACCCCCACCACAAUCGCAUCCUUAUCAACAAGCACACAAUCCUUACGGCCAACCCGCAGGGCACCAACCCUACACAUACCCAGCCUAUAAUCCCUCAAUGCGUCCUCAAACAGGGCCUCCACCUGGAAUUGACAUGGCAUUAUGGCAAUGGUUUCAGGCUGUAGACCAGGACAACUCUGGUGGUAUUUCCUCAGAUGAACUUCAGAGGGCCUUGCUCAAUGGUAACUGGUCGCAAUUCAAUUCUGAAACAUGUCGUCUCAUGAUUGGAAUGUUUGACAAGGACAAAUCAGGAACCAUCGAUAUUCAUGAAUUUUCAGCGUUGUGGAAAUACAUUCAGGAAUGGAAAAAUUGUUUUGAUAGAUUCGACACGGAUAGAUCAGGAACGAUCGAUGCCCGAGAAUUGAACGUCGCGUUCGGAUCUUUUGGCUAUCGUCUGUCGCCUCAGUUCACGGAUCUAUGUGUACGAAAGUUUGACCGUACAAACACGCGAAGCAUGAAGUUCGACGACUUCAUCCAAUGCUGUGUCAUGUUGAAAACGCUCACGGAUGCCUUCAGGAAACAUGAUGCCUCGCAAACCGGCGUCGUUCAAAUCAACUACGAACAAUUUUUAGAAAUGGUUUUGAAUCACACACUGACCGGAAUUUGAAUCUCUUCAAAUCAAAGUGGCAGCACCUGUGAAAAAUCUUGACUAAACAACUGAAUAACCAUAAUUCAAAACAAUCCCAUUUUAACUUGUUAUUUUAAUUAAUUUAUAUACAGACAAUAUAGUCUUUAUAUAAUCUUUUUGCACUAAAACUAGCAAAUAGCAUUAAAUAUUAGGUUUGGCCAACGCGCUUGGCUUCCAUAGUUGCAUGGUAGGCCAAAUUCCCAAGAAUAAUUCGCUAUAGUAAAAAAGAUGGCCGCUUGUCAAUUUUAAGAAUUUUUUGGGGGAGUUUAAAUCAGAGAAGAAAACAAUUCAGUUUACUGUCAAAUCAUAACUUAGUAAGGACUAAUCUUCUUUUAGCGAGUUUGUUCAUCGUAUGUGUCCUGUGUCCAAUUUUGUCAACAAAAGCAAAAUUCUCCGCAAAAUUCUCUCAAAAAGAUAUUGACACAUGUCGAUAUCAACGUAGCUUUUCGCAAAACGAAAAUGGCUUAUUUUUAACAGAAAACUUUAGCUCAGCGACACGAAAUUACGUCAAAAGGUAGCAAAUCCUCGCCUAAUCUGUAUGAAACAUUUUUUGUCGGAACCUUUGCACAAACUUUGAACAAACUUUGCUGUCGGAACCGAUUUAAAUUCGCAAAAAAUUUUUCUUAAUCGACAUGCCGCCAUCUUUUUUGAUAUUGUGAAUUUAACUUUACAGCAGGUACUGUAUAUUUUGACGGGAACGUGAGCUUUUUCUUAGUUUUACGAAUUGCGUGAAAAACUAAAAAUAUAUAAUCAUAAAAAGAAAAUAUGUCAUUUCCAGUCACUUCCCAGUUCGAUUGCAGCUCAUUCCAUAUAUACAAUGUCAAUGUACGUAAUCAGUAUUUGUCUAUAUAUGUACUUUUUGAGACUACGAAUUAAAUCUUUUCUCAGUCAAA